Dreissena polymorpha is the source of this 2480-nucleotide messenger RNA. RefSeq lists its product as uncharacterized. The transcript is spliced from 5 exons. The record is from RefSeq and is a predicted model, not a curated record. The coding region runs from base 18 to 2480 and encodes 820 amino acids. NCBI's taxonomy places the organism in Eukaryota, Metazoa, Mollusca, Bivalvia, Myida, Dreissenidae.
GGGCGGAAUAAGCCAUAAUGGCGAGUCUAUCCAGUGUCUUUACUGAGGCGGAAAGGACCAACUGGCUGAAGGCGUGGCUGGCAGUUGACAUUGCAAAGUCGGGCUUAGAGUCGUUCGUGGAUAAUGAAGCUAAAACUUUACACGCUAAUAUAUUAAAAGCUGUCUGGGGUAGUAGUCAGGCGCCAGCCGCAUGUAUAGGCUGCCAUACUGCAAACUUGCUGAAAUGCCCGACACAAGGCGUAUGCAAUAUACGAGGAGGACGUGGUACAUGUACAUCUAUGCAUUAUAAUGCUUCGAAACAAACACGACCUUGUCUUGCAAAUGUAUGUAAUAAAGUCCAUGACGAAAUUGUUAAGCAACAUACGUUUAGUAUUCCGUCAUGGAAAAAUACAUCAGCGCAACAAUGGGCAAAAAAUCCAUGGGAAAUUGCCAAGGCUUAUUUCCCUCCAGACGGAUAUGCUGAAAAAACUUCAGUUCAAGAUACCGACUUCAACGGGCUCAUGAGCUUUAUGAUGAACUGCAAACACUUUAACAACAUGUUUUCAUUCGUCAUAGCUGUAGGAAAACAUAAUCCCCCUUGUCUACUAACAAAGGCACGAGAGAUUGGCAGAACUGUCCGUCAUUCGUCGCAGUGUAAAGUAACAGAUCCAGACCUCCGGGACAUCUUCACAAUACUGACUAGCCUGCUGAGUGACUCGAAGUGUCUAUCACAUGACGUUACUGCACAAGAGGCUCUGAGGAAAUUAGCAGAGCUGGAACGGGAUACAUUGAGGAUAACCACGGAGGAGAUGAUUCAUCUACUAAAGGCUGCUCAAGAUACACUUAAGACAGUUGAACACAUUGCUGAUAAAGCUCUGGAUGAGAUGAAGAUGCAUCUUGAACAGUGUAGAAAGGAUCUCAAUGCACAUACGGACAAAUGUAAACAGGAACUUGAUGAGCACACUGCAAAAUGUACAAAUGCAAUAGAUGAACAUGUGAGCAAGACGGUUGAAUCGACCUAUGAGCAAUCGUGUAAAGAACUGAUCGAACGUACGAAGAAGCUUUACAGGGACACCUUAAAUCACGUUACCAUAUCUCCAUUAAAUGACUACAAACAUGAAAAAUUAGGAGAUGUUUAUAUGCCGCCGAAAAUUGUUCAAAUGUUCGAGGACAAAGGUGUUUUUAAGAAAACAGACAAACAGGUUACGCAGUACAAGGGUGUGUUUUUAACAGAUUACAAUGUUAACCGACGAAUAUUUCUUCAAGGUGAGGCGGGGUCUGGAAAAACUACAUUCCUAUCCAAGUUAGCCCUGGACUGGUGUGGAGAACCGCAUAAUAUUAGUGCAUCUGAUAACAGUUCACUUUUCUUUAGUGAUAUCGACGUUUUGCAAAGCUUUGUGUUUGUUUUCCAUAUUACAUUGAGAAAUUCGGUAAAACAAUUUGACGUAUAUACUUUGAUUAAACAACAAAUAAUAGACUCGAUUUACUCUCAGGAAGACCGUGAGAAGGCGUACAAACUAGUGAAUGAGAUCAUGAAACGUGAACAAUGCUUGAUACUACUUGAUGGUCUAGAUGAGUGGACCGGACCAGGAGAUCAUCACAACCUACCGACAUUGGUAGUAGAUCACAGCAAAUGUGUGAUGUUAUUUUCAACACGACCUUGGAAAUUGGCUGAAUUAAAAAUUACGCAUUUGGACAGAUACACGUCGGUGCAAUUGGAAGGAGUAAACAAGCCAUUUGAGCUCAGCAGAUUAAUACUGGGCCGCUUGGUAGAUAAGGAUGAUCUUGAAUUAAAAUGCUCAGCAUUUAAGCAUUACAUAGCGAAACAGAAGCUCGACAAUUUACUGGCAUCACCCAUGAUGCUCUCUGCAAUUGUUUGUUCAUUUGCAGAGGGAAUAGAACUCAAAGGCUCUAAGUGUGAAAUAUACAUUCUCUUACUGGAAAGUCUUUUUAAGAAAGCGAACAGUGAAAUGCGUACAUUUGAACAUCCCCCGUCUUCAUGCUUCACAGAGACUCAAUACAUACAGCCAAAUAUAGAUGCCCUAAAUCGCCUAGCCGAAUUAGCAUUUCAUUUGUUGUUUGUAAAUACAAAGGAAAAUUCACUAGUGUUUAGUAUAAGCGAAUUACGACAAUUUAAGUUGGAUGAACAAGAGCAAAAGGAAUUUGCAUUACAAUCCGGAAUUUUGUCGUCAGCACGAAACGCUGCUUUACUGCGACCGUCAUCUUCAUUUUCGUUUAUCCACUUGAGCAUGCAGGAAUUCCUCGCUGCUUAUCAUAUUUCCCGCAAUACCGAUCUCGUUGAUGGCGUUAUUUCUGUUUAUCUUAACCGCCAAAGGGAAGCAUAUCGCGACAUAUCACAGGUGUUUAUAUUCCUGUGUGGACUAGAUGUAACGUGUGCGGAAAAGCUAUCAAGCAUGAUGGAUGAACGCAAUGCUUUGAGUCAAUCAAUCAUACUGGCAGGACACAGAGAAGCUGGAGCCACACUUCUCUCAUUUUAUUAA